CAGCUAGUGAAAACGAUAUUGGAUAUUGGAUAGUAAGCGCACAGUUUCAAAAUGGACAAAAAAAUGGACAAAAAGUCGGAUAAAAUCGUACCUCGCAAGCAAAUGGGAAUUAGACAGGCAAGAGAAGACUCAGACAGGCCAUUUUUCCCUACUGGUAGAGAUGGUAAUAUUAUUCCAGGAACAUACAAAACACCAGUUGGAGAGGUAAGAAUUAAGAAGAUAGAACCACCGAAAAGUUUUGAUGUUAUUUCUCUUGCCCGUUCGAUGAAUGAAGAUUUUGCCGCAAAGACGAAACAACUUUUCAAUCCAGAAGUAGAAGCUGUGAGAGAAGCUAUUAGGACAGGUACAUAUAUUGCCUAUAGACCGACUGAUAAACCAUGGGAUCAACAAGAUUGUCAACGUGUCUGUUCUACAUCACGAUGUUUUUGUGGUCAUUUAUUAAAUCUGCAUGAAACAUUCACUGGGAAACAAUUAUCAUUAAAAUGUCAACAGGCUGGUUGUAUCUGUAAAGGAUUUAAAUUUAUACCCAGUAGACCAGAAGAAGUUGGUGAAUAUUGGCUAGUGAAAAGAAGAGAUUUUGAUCGUAAUACUUAUCGCGUCAAAUGUAAAUGUAAGCAUACACAUGAAGAGCAUGUAGCUGAUCCAACACCAUAUCGAUGUAAUGCUAAAGGAUGUGGUUGUUUAGGCUUUUCAUCCGCUUUCCUAUGUGCAGCAUGUGAUAAACACUGGAAUGAACAUCAGACAGUUAUUGAAACUGAAAGUGAACGUAAAGCUCAAGGACGUCCUGUGGGUGAGGCAUGGUUCCCAUUUGCUGAAUUACCUGAAUUAGCUAAAAUUGCUUUAACUGGUAUUGACAAUCCAGAUAUUCAAACAUUGGCUGAUGCUUUACCGCCAGAAACUCGUCAAAAUUUCCUAGAACAACAAGAGCAACAACAACAACAGCUGCAGCAGCCGAAGAAUCAACGUGCUUUACCUGAUCCAAAAUCUAGAAGAUAAUGACAACAGCUUAGAAUUUCAGCAUAUUGCUGACCUGAUUCCUCGUUGUUUUUGGUUUUUUUUGUGGCUUAUUUUUUGGUUUUAUGUUUCCUCAGCUCCAUUUUUACAAAUUGUAUGUCUUUCUUGUCCUUUUAUCUAGUGAUAAUUAAUUAUAGAUUUAUUUAUUUGUUUGUUUAUUAAUUUUUAUUUUUUCGAAGAAUUAACUUUUUGUCAGUUUCUUCUAUAAAUAUUGAUUUUAUUCACAUCAUAUUAUCCAUCUUCCUUGCUAUGAAUAUAAUCACCGUUGUUAUAAUCAUCAGUAUCGUUGAAAUCGUCGCCUACAGUUCCAUCAUCAACAUCGUCAUCAUUGUAAUUCUCCCUCAGUUAGUCAAUCGAAACUCUGACAAUUUGACUAUAAAUCAAUAAAUAGUUGAGUAAUAAAAUUGAAUGCAGAAUUACACAAAUCAGAUAAUUUUCUUAAAAUACAAAUAUGCACAGAUUGUGAGUCAGUUUCAUUCCUUUUUAAAAGUGAAAGGAAUGAGAGAGAAAGAGUGAGGUAGAGAGACACAGAGCCUACUCUCUUACUCAUCUUAUUUUAUUAUGCGUAUGUAUUUUUGUCAUUAUUUUACUCAAUUCUCAUUUCCCUAGUGUAUUUUUGUGUUCUUGUUCUUGUUGCUGGUUUUAGUUUAUUUCUCACUAUAGAAAAGUGCAUUUUUUCUAAGUUUAUUUCAGGUGGGAUUUCUAUUUUCACUUUACUAAAAUAAAGAAAGAAAAACCAAAAUGAAUACAUUUUAGAAUUUCAAGUUUCAAUAUGUAAAAUCAUAAUAGUAUUAGUAAUAAUAAUAAAGAGUAAUAAAAGAAUAUAUACAAAUAUUUACGUAACC
Messenger RNA from Trichobilharzia regenti, 1859 nucleotides. NCBI's taxonomy places the organism in Eukaryota, Metazoa, Platyhelminthes, Trematoda, Strigeidida, Schistosomatidae. The record is from the annotation of a GenBank genome assembly.